Molecule: messenger RNA, 2522 nt
Organism: Glycine soja
Lineage: Eukaryota; Viridiplantae; Streptophyta; Magnoliopsida; Fabales; Fabaceae
Product: probable inactive receptor kinase At2g26730
Exons: 3
Coding region: 181-2142 (653 amino acids)
Biological process (GO): protein phosphorylation
Molecular function (GO): protein kinase activity; ATP binding; protein binding
Source: RefSeq, a predicted model, not a curated record
CUGCCUUUCUCAUUCUUCUUCUACCUACAAAACCUCUCUCUGCCUUUCCUCUCUCACUUCAUUUUUCCCACUCACUCCUUCAUGGCACAUGGUCGCGAACCCCAUUUCUCAAUCCACCCUUCCCCGCCACUACAACACUAGCAACAAACAAAAAGCAUCGGCAAACGACGUCGUUUCCAAAUGGCAUUCCAUUUGGAAAUUAUCAUGCUCAUUCUCAUCUUCAUCGCUCUUGCGCAGCCGAGUGAGCGAGUCAACGCGGAGCCGACUCAGGACAAACAAGCCCUCCUCGCAUUCCUCUCCCAGACCCCGCACGCGAACCGGGUCCAGUGGAACACCUCCAGUUCGGCCUGCGACUCCUGGUUCGGCGUCCAAUGCGACUCGAACCGCUCCUUCGUGACUUCCCUCCACCUCCCCGCCGCCGGCCUCGUGGGCCCCAUCCCUCCCAACACCAUCUCCCGCCUCACGCGCCUCCGCGUCCUCAGCCUCCGCUCCAACGCGCUCGUGGGCCCCAUCCCCUUCGACUUCGCCAACCUCACCUCCCUCCGCAACCUCUACCUCCAGAACAACCACCUCUCGGGCGAGUUCCCCACAACCCUAACUCGCCUGACUCGCUUGACUCGCCUCGAACUCUCCUCCAACAAUUUCACAGGACCAAUCCCUUUCUCCCUCAACAACCUCACUCGCUUAACCGGCCUCUUCCUAGAAAACAAUUCCUUCUCGGGUAGCCUCCCCAGCAUUACGUUAAAGUUAGUUAACUUCAAUGUCUCCAAUAACCGCCUCAACGGCUCCAUCCCCAAAACCUUAUCGAAUUUCCCCGCGACCUCGUUUUCAGGAAACAACGAUCUCUGCGGGAAGCCAUUACAACCAUGCACACCCUUCUUUCCAGCCCCAGCCCCAGCCCCUUCUCCUGUGGAACAACAACAGCAUAACUCCAAAAGGCUUUCUAUCGCUGCCAUUGUUGGAAUUGCCGUCGGGUCUGCUUUGUUUAUACUGUUAUUGCUAUUAAUUAUGUUUCUAUGCUGCCGGCGGAGGAGGAGGAGGAGGAGAGCGGCUAAGCCGCCACAGGCUGUGGCGGCGGUAGCGCGUGGGGGGCCCACAGAGGGCGGAACGUCGUCGUCGAAGGACGAUAUUACGGGGUCAGUGGAGGCUGCUGAGAGGAACAAGCUGGUGUUUAUGGAGGGUGGAGUGUACGGAUUUGGGUUGGAGGAUUUGUUGAGGGCUUCGGCGGAGGUAUUGGGAAAAGGGAGCAUGGGGACUUCUUAUAAGGCGAUUCUGGAGGACGGGACCACGGUGGUUGUGAAGAGGUUGAAGGACGUGGCGGCUGCGAAGAGAGAGUUCGAGGCGCGAAUGGAGGUUGUUGGGAACGUUAAGCACGAGAAUGUGGUUCCUCUCAGAGCGUUUUACUACUCCAAGGAUGAGAAGUUGCUCGUCUACGAUUACAUGGCCGCCGGCAGCUUGUCUGCACUUCUUCACGGAAGCAGAGGGUCAGGGCGAACCCCGUUGGAUUGGGACACCCGAAUGAAAAUAGCACUGGGAGCUGCAAGAGGCCUCGCCUGCCUCCACGUGUCAGGAAAACUGGUCCACGGCAACAUCAAAUCCUCCAACAUCCUCCUCCACCCGACCCACGAAGCCUGUGUUUCAGACUUCGGGCUCAACCCGAUAUUUGCCAACCCGGUUCCCUCAAACCGAGUUGCCGGUUACCGGGCACCAGAGGUUCAGGAAACCAAAAAAAUCACUUUCAAAUCCGACGUCUAUAGCUUUGGCGUCUUGAUGCUGGAACUUUUAACAGGUAAGGCACCAAACCAAGCCUCGCUGAGCGAGGAAGGGAUCGACCUACCACGAUGGGUGCAGUCCGUGGUUCGCGAAGAAUGGACCGCUGAAGUGUUCGAUGCGGAACUGAUGAGGUACCACAACAUUGAGGAGGAGAUGGUUCAGUUGUUGCAGAUUGCGAUGACGUGCGUUUCGCUCGUGCCGGAUCAGAGGCCCAACAUGGAUGAGGUGGUGCACAUGAUCCAGGAUAUUAGCCGAAGCGAGACCACCGAUGACGGCUUACGCCAAUCGUCCGAUGAUCCUUCUAAAGGAUCGGACGGUCACACGCCCCCGCAGGACGCUAGGACUACCCCUAGGUCGGACACGUCGUAGUAGUGAAGCUGUAAAGGCAAAAGAAGAAGAAGAAGAAAAAAAGAAGGAAAAGAAAAAGAAAAAUUCGUUGGAAUUGGAAAAGGAAAAAAAAAAAAAAAAAGGAAACCACGGUGAGUGUGUGUGGGUCAUGAAAAUGUGCAAAGUUAAGUAAAUAAAUGAGUUGUUAAUUAUGGCGAGCGCGGGUGAUUGGGCUCCAGGUGGGGUCCAAUUGAAUGGUUUGUUUUUUGUUAGUUUUUCUUGUAUUUUAAUAUUUUUUUAUUUUUUUAAUUUCAAUUAUUUUUUAGAUGGGGAGUUUGAAUUGUUCAUGAAUACAAGUGUAAGAGGGUUGCUUAGUCAUUUUUAUAGUUUUGUCGAAAUAAAGCUUUCUAAUUGUUUUGAUA